Phycodurus eques (leafy seadragon) is the source of this 4154-nucleotide messenger RNA. RefSeq names its product exosome component 10 (gene exosc10). Gene Ontology annotation, biological process: exonucleolytic trimming to generate mature 3'-end of 5.8S rRNA from tricistronic rRNA transcript (SSU-rRNA, 5.8S rRNA, LSU-rRNA); nuclear polyadenylation-dependent snRNA catabolic process; TRAMP-dependent tRNA surveillance pathway. The record is from RefSeq and is a predicted model, not a curated record. The transcript is spliced from 25 exons. Gene Ontology annotation, cellular component: nuclear exosome (RNase complex); nucleolus. Gene Ontology annotation, molecular function: nucleic acid binding; nucleotide binding; 3'-5'-RNA exonuclease activity. The coding region runs from base 38 to 2734 and encodes 898 amino acids. Lineage: Eukaryota; Metazoa; Chordata; Actinopteri; Syngnathiformes; Syngnathidae.
GAAGACAACGUGGAAGCCGUUGCCCAGUGUGUCUCAUAUGUACCAUAAGUUGCACUCGGCGAUGGAUUCUUUAAAACAAAACGACACCGCAAACAGUUGCUCACAAGGCGCUAACCUCGACGCCCAAGACGGAGAAGACAAACAGUUCUGUCCCGGUUAUAAAGACGUCGAUGCCUUCGUUAAAUAUGGGUUGGGUUCAGUGUUGUUGGCCACCAAAGCAUCUAGCGGCUUGCCUCAAACUGGGGACGAGUUUGAUUUCUAUCGCAGCUUCCCUGGUUUCCAGGAGUUCUGUGAAGUUCAAGGAGAUAGGCUCUUGCUCUGCAUGAGUCAAAUCAUGCAACAUCACAGCUGCCGAUCUCGUAUGAGAGACCGCGAUAAACUCACCGGGCUUGAGGAGAGGUUUGACUUGGUCGUGGACGCCAACGAUGUUAUCCUGGAGAAAGUGGGGAUUCUUCUGGAUGAGGCUGAUGGUGUGAACAGGAGCCAGCAGCCUGUCAUGCCCGCAGGCUUUCAGCCUCCCAAGAUUGUUGUUUCCAGCUGGAAUCGCAAGGGUUCGAGCUCAGGGGGUCGCUCCGAGACGUUCAGACUGCUCCAAGCCAAGAAUAUCCAAAGGCCUCAGCUGAAAUUCAAAGAAAAAGUUGACAACAGCAACACACCGUUUAUUCCCAAGAUUUUUAUUAAGCCCAAUGCACUGAAACCACUUCCUUCAUAUUUUGCCAUUAAACAAAUCCGUAAAGAGAGACCGGAAGAUCUUGAUGUCCCAGCGGCGUUGGCCGACUUUAUUCACCAGCAGCGAACACAAGAACACAUCGAAGAGAUGUUUGUGCACCCUUACCAGUUUGAAUUGGAUCAUCUUACAGUACCAGACAGCCUUCUGUCCAAGACGGACCCGAAGAUGUACAAACCAAUAGAAGAGACAAGCUGCUCCUUUAUUGAAACACUGGAGGAUCUGGUUGCUCUGAACGAGAAGCUAAACGAAAUGUCCGAAUUUGCAGUGGACCUCGAGCACCAUUCAUACAGGAGCUUCCUGGGAGUCACCUCUCUAAUGCAGAUCUCCACCAGAGAGCAAGACUUCAUCAUUGACACCUUGGAGCUCCGCAGUGAGAUGUACAUCCUGAACGAGGCCUUCACUAACCCCUCUGCAGUCAAAGUGUUUCACGGAGCAGACUCGGACAUCGAGUGGCUCCAGAGGGACUUUGGCUUGUAUGUGGUCAACUUGUUUGACACACACCAGGCCAGUCGAGCGUUAAACCAAGCCAGACAUUCACUCGACCACCUGCUCAAGCACUACUGCAGUGUGGAUUCAGACAAACGCUAUCAGCUUGCUGACUGGAGGAUCCGGCCCCUGCCAGAUGAGAUGACACUCUAUGCCCGCAGCGACACCCAUUAUCUCCUUUACAUCUACGACUGUAUGAAGGCGCAGCUCUUAGACUUCAACCACGGCCAGCCUGGUCUGCUACAGAGUGUCUGGAACAGGAGCAAAGACAUUUCCCUGAAGAAAUAUGUGAAGCCAAUAUUCACAGAGGAAUCCUAUCUGGAGGUGCAGAGGAAGCAGAAAAGGUCUUUUAACACACAGCAGCUCACUGCCUUCAGACUACUGUUUGCCUGGAGGGACAAGCUUGCACGGCAGGAAGAUGAAAGCACUGGGUAUGUCUUGCCUACCCACAUGAUGAUCAAGAUAUCUGAGGAGCUGCCCAAAGAGCCUCAAGGCAUCAUUGCCUGCUGUAACCCCAUCCCCCCGCUGGUGAGGCAGCAGGUCAAUGAGCUCCAUUUGUUAGUGCAGGAAGCUAGAGAAAUGCCUCUCCUCAAGGCUGAAAUUGCAAUGCAAAAAACAAAAGGACUCACGCCCAUAAAGAAGCCAGAGGUUACAUUGUUUGGUCCUCAUGAUACAUCCAGGGUCCCUGAGUGCACCGAACCUCACUUUUCUGCUGAUGAACUUCCUGUGAAACAAGGAGUGUUUUUCUCUGAUGAUGACCACAAGUCCGACGAUGUUCAAGAAAUAAGUGGUCUUGUGGCAUGUGCCAAAAUUACACUAUUUGAGGAGCCAGAAACAAAAGAAAUCAAAAAGUCCCAUUCUGUGGCUCAAAUGAAAGCCAGACGAAUCAUCGAGUCUUUUGAAAACCCUUUCAGGAUGUACUUGCCUUCGAGUGGUGUGCAUGUCAACGAGAAUGCAAAGUUUGACCCUUCUUCAAAGAUAUUUGAGAUUAGUAAACGAUGGAAACUUCAGACUAUGGAACAGCAGCAGAGGGAGCUGGAGUCAACGAAAAAAGCCAAGGAGGAAGCAAAGCAACAAGCAAAGAAAGCAGCAGAGGAAAGACAUAAGGCUAAAGAAAGCUACAAAGAGUCCCUACAGAACGUGGCCACCAUUCGCCAACAAACUGCUGAAUGUGCAAAAGCGGAUGGAAAGAAACGCGAGAGGGUCCCCAGUGAGGCUGGACCAUCAACUCCCAAGCUGAGUAAGAAACUGAAAUCUGCAGAGAAGAGCCUUAAGACCGAAACUCCUCCUCAAGAAAGCUUCAAGGCUUUCGACUACAGUCAGUCAGAUCUCAAAGUGUUUUCAGAUACUAAAUCAAAGGACAAUUCACAGUUUGAUCCAAACAGGCAAACCCAUGAUGCUAAGAAAAAGAAAAUGGCAGCCGGUAAAAAGGGUAAUUCAGGGGCUGGAAAUAGAAGUAUGUCAUACCUAGCCGGAAGCUCAAACAGAGGGUUUCGCCACAACUGGCCCAAAAGAUAAAUAUUUCUUUUCAAGCCCAUGGCCUUUUAUCAUUUUUAAAAUUUCAAUAAUUCAGGUUUUUUUUUUUGUUUUUUUUUCUCCUCUUCCAUCUGUGGACAUAUUUUCCCUGUAAAUAUGCAGAACAGAAGUGCACUAUUAAAUAUGGUGUUAAUAAAAAUUGAUUGGGUGUCACUUUGUUACAAAAAUAUAUAUUUCAACUUUUAGAAAGACUGAUGCAACAGCUGAGAACUCAAAGGUGUGAGAGUGUCCCCGAACUCUGAGAAUUGGUUUUAUGGAGAAGGACAGUGCUCCUUGCCACACAGCUAGGUCGAUCAAGAAGUGGGUGAAGGACCGCCAAAUCCAAACCUCGUCAUGGCCAUCUCAACCUCCAGAUGCAAGCCAAACUGAAAACUUCUGGAAUGUGAUCAAGAGGGAGCUGGAUGGUUACAAGCCAUCAAACAAAGAUGAGCUGCUUUAAUACUUGUGCCAGGAAUGGCAACGAGUGACCCAAGAACAUGCCAAGGCCCAUAAAAGGUGUGGUAGCAAAUUAGUUAUUCCACAAAAUAUUGAUUUCUGAACGCUUCCCAAGUUAAAACGCUAGUAAUGUGAACAUAUUCUAUCCUUAUUUUAGGUGUAAACUGGACCUUGUUGGUUUGUUGACCAUUUUCCUUUUCUGCAAAUCAAUACUCUUAAUGACAAUAUUUGUGUUUGUAAUUUGGAAGUUGUCAGUAGUUGAUAGACGAAAACAAAAAUGUUAAUUUUGCUUUAACAUGGCUGUAAAUGGCAAAAUCAGAGAAAGUGGUAAUAAAUACCACCUUGUACCUAUUAACCCCAUACCAGUGUGAGACUUUGCUUUCACUCUUUUGUCCAGUUUAGUUAGUCUGGAGAGUGUGCCUUUUGACCGGUCAAAAGUUUUACAACAUGCCAUUCCAGGUAUUUAUUUAUUUAAAUUUUGAAAAAAUAAAAUUCUGAAAAAUAAUUGACGUACAUUUCAGAAAGGCAUAGUCUCCAGACAUUAACUUUUAACUGAACAAAAUGGUGAAACAAACACAACCUACAAGUGCCACACAGUUACAGUAUGAGAACUUCCAUAAGAGUUUGGAAGAGGUUUCUGAAGAAUAUUUUAUAUUAUAAUAUUUUAUUCUUCAGAUAAUGCCACAAGUGUGUUCAACUGUUAGUGUUAUAUUUGCCCAAUGUGGCUACUUUGAAUCAAGGGUUUGGAAUGAAUAUUUGUUUGAAAAUGUAUUCCAUGAAAAAUUCAUUCCAUGAUUUAUUUUGUAAUAAGAAUAGUUUGUUGUGUGCUUUCAUUUCAGAGUAAAAUAAGAAAUUGAACUGCAUAAAAUACAAUUUAAAAAAAAAAAGCUGGAAAAAUUGGGGUGUUCUGAAACUUUUGACUGGUGGUGGUAUGUAAUAUGUAACAAACAAUUUUUUAAUGUAUUUA